CUGCGUAUGAGCGAUCAGUCUUUGUCAGUCCGGCAACAUGGCCGCCAGCUGUUCAGUGUUGUGCAUCAUUUUGCUAAUUGUGCAAAUUAAAUGCAACACAAUAUUCUUAGAAAUGAACACACCUACACCUGAAGAGGCGAGUUUCCUGAGGAGAUACGGGUACUUGCCAGAGGUGCAGGGCGAUAUAGGUUUCUCAUACACGCCGCAGUCGAUAGCGGAGGCUGUCAAAAAGAUGCAGCAGUUCGCAGGACUACCGGCAACAGGGAAUCUCGAUGAAGAAACGAGGAGCUUGUUUAAGAAGAAGCGUUGCGGUGUUAAGGACAUAGAGAACAGUCCCAGGUCCCGCAGGUACAUCCUGCAGCAGGGAUGGGGGAAGAAAGCCAUUACUUAUAGAGUGUUGAACGGUUCGAGUACGUUGGAGAGAGAGCGCGUGCGGGCUCUGAUGGCGCUGGGGCUGGCGGUGUGGGCGCCACACGGGGGGCUGCACUUCAAGCAGUUGGACGAAGGACAUGCUGACAUACAAGUCUCUUUCGCCAGCAAGGACCACGGGGACGGGUUUCCUUUUGACGGGCCAGGUCGCGUGGUCGCGCACGCGUUCCCGCCGCCGCACGGCGCCAUGCACUUCGACGACGAUGAGGUGUGGGGCGACGGCGACAGCGAUGACGCCGCCGACGAUGACGUCACCGACUUCUUUGCAGUCGCCGUGCACGAGAUCGGACACGCGCUCGGACUCUCGCAUUCCAACGUGAAGGCCUCCGUCAUGUACCCCUACUACCAGGUCCCGGUCGAAAAGCUGCAUAUGGACGAUAUAUUAGGCAUGCAGGAGCUCUAUUUGAAGGAGGAGUUACCGAGUUCUGGUGAAAGUACGGAGCGCGCGUCGCAGUCUUCGCUGGCGCCGCACUUCACACAGACCGCCGAUAGCCGCGAAGAGGACCUGCCCGACCUCUGCCUCUCGCACUACGACACCAUACAGGUCAUAUACGACAAGAUAUACGUCUUUGAAGAAGAGUGGGUGUGGGUGUUCAGAGACCGUCGCGAGCUGGAGGAGGGCUACCCGCGCCGCAUACACGACGUGUUUAUCGGCCUGCCCAAACACGUGCAGUUUAUACGUGCCAUCUACCAGAAGAUAAACGGAAACAUUGUCAUCUUCUCUGGUCGUAACUACUGGGAGUUUAGCCGUCGCUUCCGGCUUGUGCGUCGCGGGCGCGCGGCCGAGUUCGGUCUGCCGCGACGUAUCGAGCUGACUACAGCCUUCCUCUCCAACUACAACAACCGCACAUAUCUUAUCAGCGACGACCAUUUCUGGCGCUACGACGAGCGACGUGACGCCAUGGACCGCGGCUAUCCCAAGCAUAUGGCGGCCUGGAGACGCAUACCUAGCCCGGUAGAGGCCGCCAUGGUGUGGAAAGGAGACACGUAUUUCUUCUGCGGGCCGCGUUUCUGGCGCUUCGACAACGAGCGUGUGGAGGCACACGCGUAUUACCCGCUGCCCACUGCGCAGAUCUGGUUCCCGUGUGAUUCCACGCCAGAGAUGAACAAAUACCUUACAAAUGACGAAUCUUAACAUGCAAACUUUACGCGCGGUUCACACUUGUCCAGUACAGUUAAGUAGCACUCAAUAACUGAACAGGCAAUCAAACUGUACUGGACACAUGUGAACCUCGCAUAAUCCGUCAUUUGCGCGUUUUACUUCACUCCAGUGAACCAGUGCAUUCAUGACGUUUUAACACAUGUCUUUUUAUUCAUUUUUAUUUUGUAUUUUUCGAUGUAAUUUUAUAUUAAGAUGUGAAUCAAAUAAAAUUAAGGAUAAUGUUUGCAGUUUUUUUUUCCUCAAUA
Papilio polytes (common Mormon) is the source of this 1836-nucleotide messenger RNA. Its product is annotated as matrix metalloproteinase-25-like. NCBI's taxonomy places the organism in Eukaryota, Metazoa, Arthropoda, Insecta, Lepidoptera, Papilionidae. Gene Ontology annotation, molecular function: zinc ion binding; metalloendopeptidase activity. Gene Ontology annotation, biological process: proteolysis; collagen catabolic process; extracellular matrix organization. The coding region runs from base 38 to 1564 and encodes 508 amino acids. The record is from RefSeq and is a predicted model, not a curated record. Gene Ontology annotation, cellular component: extracellular matrix. The transcript is spliced from 9 exons.